CUGCAGGCCGAGUACGAGGCACAGGUCAAAGAGAUUCGCUGGCAGCUGGGUGAGCAGCUGCGCUGUCUGGAGCUGCAGGGCGAGCUGCGCCGGGAGCUUCUGCAAGAGCUGGCGGAAUUCGCACGGCGCCGGGCCGAGGUGGAGCUCGAGUACUCUCGGGGCCUGGACAAGCUGGCCGAGCGCCUGGCUAGCCGCGGGGGCCGCCUGGGCAGUGGGGGUCGAGAGCUGCAGAGCUUCCGGUGGCAGAGCCGGGACAGUGCGGCCCUCGGCGAGCUGCUGGGGGGAUCCCUGGCACAGCGGCUGAGCCGCAUCGGCGAGGACGUGGGGCGCAUCACCAAGAAGAGCAAGGAUCUGGGGGAGCAGUUGCAGGAGGACCUCCUGGAAGUGGUCUCGGAGCUGCAGGCAGCCAGGAAGACAUACCAGGUGUACCGCGCAGAGAGCGCCAGUGCAGAGCUCAAGCUCCGGGAAGCAGAGCGGCAGGAGGAGAAGAGGGUGGGCCGGAGCGCCCCCACCACGACCGCCACCAUCACCGGCCCCACCAGCACCACUGAGGCUGGGCCACUGCGCAAGAGCUCGGUCAAGAAGGGGGGGCGGCUGGUGGAGAAGCGCCAGGCCAAGUUCCUGGAGCACAGACUCAAGUGCACCAAGGCGCGCAAUGAGUACCUGCUCAGCCUGGCCAGUGUCAAUGCGGCGGUCAGCAACUACUACCUGCGCGAUGCCCUGGACCUCAUAGACUGCUGCGACACCGGCUUCCACCUGGCCCUGGGGCAGGCGCUGCGGAGCUUUACGGCUGCUGAGAGCCGCAGCCAGGCCUCCCACAUGCAGGGCCUGGGCAGCUUGGAGGAGGCGCUGGAGGCCCUGGACCCUCCAGGGGACAAGACCAAGGUGCUCGAGGUGCAUGCGGCAGCCUUCUGCCCCCCCCUGCGCUUUGACUUCCAGCCCCAUGAGGGCGAUGAGGUGGCCGAGAUCCAGCUGGAGCUGGAACUGCAGGAUGAGAUUGUGCCCAGGGCCCAGAACAUCCGGAGCCGCCUGGACCGGCAGACCAUCGAGACAGAAGAGGUGAACAAGACACUGAAGGCGACGCUGCAGGCCCUGCUGGAGUUGGUGGCAUCAGAUGACAGGGAUGUGCCUGACUCCUUCCAGGCCAGCCCGUCUACAGAGUCCCUCAAGUCCACGGGCUCGGACUCAGGUGGGCGGCAGGCGGGCCGGAAACGGGGCCAGCAGCAGGAGACUGAGAUCUUCUACAUCACGAAGCUACAGGAGUAUCUGAGUGGACGCAGCAUCCUCGCCAAGCUGCAGGCCAAGCACGAGAAGCUGCAGGAGGCCAUAGGGCGAGGCAACAAGGAGCAGCAGGAGACGUCAUGGACCCAGUACUCACAGAGAAAACUCCAGAAGAGCCGCCACCCACGCCCCAGCUCGCAGUAUAACCAGAGACUCUUUGGCGGCGACAUGGAGAAGUUCAUCCAGAGCUCCGGCCAACCUGUGCCCCUGGUGGUGGAGAGUUGUGUCCGCUUCAUCAACCUCAAUGGCCUCCAGCACGAGGGCAUCUUCCGGGUGUCUGGUGCCCAGCCCCGGAUCACGGAGAUCCGAGACGCCUUUGAGAGAGGGGAGGACCCUCUGGUUGAGGGCUGCACAGCCCAUGACCUGGACUCGGUGGCCGGCGUGCUCAAGCUCUACUUCCGCAGCCUCACUCCCCCGCUCUUCCCAGAGGACUUGGUUAUGGAGCUGCUGGCAUCUGCGGAGACCGAGGCUGUGGCCGAGCGCGUGCAGCCCGUGGGCAGCCUGCUGGCGCGGCUCUCUGGCCCGGUGUUGGUGGUGCUGCGCUAUCUCUUCACCUUCCUCAAUCACCUGGCCCAGUACAGUGAUGAGAACAUGAUGGACCCCUACAACCUGGCCGUGUGCUUUGGGCCCACGCUGCUGCCUGUGCCCAGUGGGCAGGACCCAGUGGCCCUGCAGGGCCGCGUCAACCAGCUGGUGCAGACCCUCAUCCUGCAGCCUGAGCAGGUCUUCCCUGCCCCAGCCACGCUGCCUGGCCCAGUCUAUGAGAAGUGCAUGGCGCCACCCGCCGCUGGCUGCCUGGGGGACACACACUUGGACAGCCUCUCAGUGGGUGCUGAGCCGGAGCUGGAAGGCGCCACCUCGGCCCAGGAGGAUGACCUGGAGGCGGUGGCCUGCUUUGGGUACACGGGCCGCACAGCACAGGAGCUGAGCUUCCAGCGCGGGGAUGUGCUGAGGCUUCACACGCGCGCCUCGAGUGACUGGUGGCGUGGGGAGCAUGGUGGCAUCUGCGGGCUCAUCCCACACAAGUACAUCACGCUGCCCGAGGGGCUGGAGCCAAGUACCCCAUCUGAGACCAUGGGCCCCACUGGCCACAGACGACCCUGCUUGGUGCCACCCUCCCUGGAGCGACAUGUGGAGGUAGAUAAGGCUGUGACACAGAACAUGGACUCAGUGUUCAAGGAGCUCUUGGGAAAGGCCACCAUGCGCCAGGCGACAGCCACUAGCCCUGGACCACACAGCCCAAAGCCCCCAGUCAGUGGCGGUGGCAGUGUGCCCGGCAGGAGCAAAGGCUUUGCCCGCGGGCCCGUGGGGCCAGCUUUCCCCUCUACUUUGCAUCUGCAGGGCCCAGACUUGGCUCCCAAGCCACACUGAGGGAGGGGAUCUGGGGGC
Messenger RNA from Fukomys damarensis (Damara mole-rat), 2670 nucleotides. It is a transcript of the gene Arhgap4, whose product is annotated as Rho GTPase activating protein 4. The record is from RefSeq and is a predicted model, not a curated record. The annotation marks the transcript as partial. The transcript has 21 exons. Gene Ontology annotation, molecular function: protein binding. NCBI's taxonomy places the organism in Eukaryota, Metazoa, Chordata, Mammalia, Rodentia, Bathyergidae. Gene Ontology annotation, biological process: signal transduction; negative regulation of cell migration. Gene Ontology annotation, cellular component: cytoplasm.